AGAAGAGAGAGCAUAAUAGUGAUGGAUGGUAGUGAUAUUUACGACAAAAUGACUAAUCAGCUUGUCACAUACUAUUCGAUAGAUAAUAGUAAGUAAAAAUCAAUUAUUAUGAUUAAGAAUUUCAGGAAUCGCACAACCAAGAAGCAAAACACAGUAUUGAUGUGACGAUUUUUUGUGUGUGUUACAGAUCUUAAAUAAAUCCAACACAUGAGGAGGCCGUAAAGCAGCGGGGAAAUGAACAUGGCUUUUAUGAAGUAUUUAGGAACUAUAAUUAUUUGUUUACCUGUGAUAUGUGGACAGAUGAUACACUACAGUGUGUCCGAGGAAUCGGCCCUGGGAGCGGUGAUCGGAAACAUUGCCACGGACGCCAAUCUCACUUCCGAUGAUCUCACGAUGGAAUACAUCUUUUUAUCUCAAUCCAACCCGCUUACAUCUUUAUUUCAAUUGGAAGAGAAAACGGGAUUUCUAUCUGUUGGAAUGAGAAUCGACAGGGAAUCCCUUCCAGAGUGCAAAUUUGUUGCAGAAUGUCUUCUUAAUUUGGAUGUGAUUUGUCGAAAUUCCGGAAGCUUUUAUCAAAAAGUUGAACUGAAAAUUAAAAUUUUGGAUAUCAACGACAAUUCCCCCACGUUUCCUAAAGGUUCUCAGACUUUGAAUGUGUCCGAGGGGUCCCUCAUAGGGACAUCGUUUCCCAUUGAAGGAGCCGUAGACAGAGAUAGUGGAGAUUAUUCAGUACAUUUAUACAGGCUUGUCCCAGAGACAGCACCCUUUUCCGUCCAGUACCAGAAAAACGUUGAUGGAAGUUCCCUUGUUCGUCUUAUUCUUAAGGAAACCCUAGAUCGAGAACGUCAAAAAACUUACAAGUUUCAGGUUGUAGCUGAGGAUGGCGGUUUGCCUGCCAAUGUGGGAACUCUGGUUGUUUUCGUGAACGUUCUGGACAUUAACGACCACCAACCCGUGUUUUCCAAGACACAGUUCAACGUGACUGUGGAUGAAGAUGUAGCUGUCAACACCACUAUUCUAACCCUUACAGCACGUGACGAUGACGAAGGUCCAAAUGGUGACGUCAUUUACAGCUUAAGCCCUCGACAGGACGAGAAGAUUCUGAAGCUGUUUCAAAUUGUUCCGACAAGUGGAGCUUUGCAAGUGAAGGAAUCUUUAAUUUUUGAGCCUGGAAAACAAUAUAGAAUUAUUGUGGAAGCUAGUGAUCGUGCCAAGCAGCCUCUAAUCUCCCAAACCCAAGUUACCGUUAAUGUACGAGAUACUCAUAACAACCCACCACGUAUAAAGGUGGAUUUGCUGUCAAAUACCGACAAAGCUCAGGUAUUGGAAAGUGCUUCACUUAAUGCCCCCAUAGCUCAUGUCACUGUAGAUGAUCCGGAUACGGGUUACAAUGGAAAAAUUAAUUGUUCGAUUCGGAGUGAAAAUUUCCAACUUCAAAAAUUCAAUGUUUUAGAGUACAAAGUUGUGGUGUCUCAAGCAUUAGAUAGAGAAGUGCAAUCAGAAUAUACCAUCGUCGUAAAGUGCCAAGACGAAGGUACCCCACCCCUGAAUGCUUCAUCGACAUUAAAAGUGACCAUUCUUGAUGAAAAUGAUAAUGACCCUGUGUUCACAAAACUUGGAUAUGUGGUGCAAACCCAGGAAGAUAACAACAUUGGAGCUAGUCUGAUCAGAGUUUCUGCCUCAGAUAAAGACAUUGGAAGAAAUGCACAGAUCACAUACAAACUUGAACCAUCAGGAUACAACUUCUCAAUUGACUCCAAAACUGGACUUAUUUCUGCACAGUUCAGACUUGAUCGCGAAGAGACAUCUUUGAUCAAGCUUGAGGUUCUUGCAGUGGAUGGUGGUUCCCCUUCAAGGACAGGCACAGCCAGUGUUGUAAUCAAAAUCACAGAUAUCAACGACAAUAAACCAGAGUUUCAAAACGAAAGUUUCCUAUUUGCUAUUCAAGAAAACGCGCCAAAAUACACAUCCGUUGGAUUACUAGUUGCAACAGACAAAGAUGAAAACAAAAAAGUUACAUUUUCGCUUUUACCACAGUACAAUGGUGGAAUACCAUUUGAGAUCUUGCCUAAUGGAACAAUAAGAACAUCAGAAGUCUUGGACAGAGAAACCAUUGCCAAGUACCAAUUUUCGGUCGUAGCCACUGAUUCAGGCAUCCCUCCCCAACAAUCGUCUGUUAAGAUCACCAUUGAUGUUUUGGACAUGAACGACAAUGACCCUAUCUUCGUGUUUCCCAGCGAUAACAACAGCACUGUCAUCAUUUCAUACCAGACUCUACCCCAUACCGUCAUCGCCCACCUCGACACGAGGGACAUUGAUGAGGGACUCAACGCAACUGUGACCUACGUCACGAGGGAGAGAAACUACUCCCAUCUCUUUCAAUUAAACAGCUUGUCUGGAAGACUCAUUCUCAUGAGACAAUUGACAAAUGCUGAAGUUGGAAAAUAUAAACUUUCCAUUAUUGCCCAAGACAAAGGAACACCUCCAAGGACUUCCGAGAGGGCCAUGACAAUAAUUGUUACCACUCAACCGAUAUUAGAUGAAGUUUCUGCGCCAGAUGAUCACAAAUACUUUCUCAUCGCCAUCGCCAUUUCGUGCGUUACCUUAGUGAUAGCAGUGGUCAUCAUCUUGACAAUUUGUUUGAUUAAAAGAGCUGAUCGAUUGCGUCAAAAGUAUCACGAACAACAAAAGUCAGAACCAUAUUGUGGAAUAUCGGCCCAGCGGUUCCACGGAAAUACUCUAGAUUCUCUGCACUGCAGUGGGAUGUUGGAUAAAGAGAAUCGUGAACAUCAACUGUACCCUGCUCUUCCCAAUACCAUGGCGAAUUCACAGAUUUCUACCAAAGGAAUUACCGCCAGUCUUGGACAAGAUGACAAAAUUCAUCAUCAGAUAAGCUCCUUUACUCUUCAACAUGCACUGAGGGCCAAUAACUCUUUCAGACAAGGGUCACAAUUGAUGAGAAAAGAAGGGGACAGUACGAGUGAUCAUUCAGGGGAGAUCACUCCAAGUGACAGCGGUCGAGGCGGAAGUGAAGAUGACCUUAACAACAGUAUUCUGCUGUCUCAUUCUAGUUCCGUAGAUUUUGAAAACGCAAAGAGCAAUACACCCAGAAAAGAAAUGACGUUUAAUUCCUUCAACAGACCCAGUUUGAAACUGCAAGGAAACUCAUUUGGUGCAAAAGACAACACACAGCAGAAAGUGACAUAUUCUGAUAAUAAGACAACUUCAUCUCCGCGUAAUAUGUUGGGAGUUUUUCAAAGACAAGAGAGUUUAUAUUCAGAUGCCGGAAGUUACUGUGGUCAUGACGACAGUACGACAACUUCCGGGAGUUAUGUCUUAGAUCAGGAGGACAUUUUUGAUGGAUUUAAUUCAAGUUUGCAUCGAGGACAAUGUAUUGUGUAGAAAUGAUUGUUUCAUUGGCAAAUUCAGAGUUCAUAAUCAUAUGCAUAUGUAUUUUUGCAAAACGAGAAACGCAGUCCCAACGUAUUCCUCACGUGCCAAACUCAUUAAAAUGUAAGGUGCUACAUGAAUAUUUGAAUAUUUAAUUAAUGUGUUCAAUAUGUAUAUUUUGACAUGAUUUUCAUUGUAAAUCUUUGUAUGAAAUGAUAUUUAAAUAAGAUAUAUCAAUUAAUAAAUGAUAUGAUAUA
Messenger RNA from Ostrea edulis (European flat oyster), 3647 nucleotides. Its product is annotated as protocadherin-9-like. NCBI's taxonomy places the organism in Eukaryota, Metazoa, Mollusca, Bivalvia, Ostreida, Ostreidae. Gene Ontology annotation, cellular component: plasma membrane. The transcript has 5 exons. Gene Ontology annotation, biological process: homophilic cell-cell adhesion. The record is from RefSeq and is a predicted model, not a curated record. Bases 235 to 3402 code for a protein of 1055 amino acids. Gene Ontology annotation, molecular function: calcium ion binding.